Messenger RNA from Nasonia vitripennis (jewel wasp), 975 nucleotides. Its product is annotated as general odorant-binding protein lush. The coding region runs from base 132 to 575 and encodes 147 amino acids. Gene Ontology annotation, molecular function: odorant binding. Lineage: Eukaryota; Metazoa; Arthropoda; Insecta; Hymenoptera; Pteromalidae. The record is from RefSeq and is a predicted model, not a curated record. The transcript has 6 exons.
GACUUCGCGGGACCUAUGUUUCGACACAAAAACGACGUGGACCAUGCGUGAUUAACAAAAAAAAGAUAAAUAAAAGGUAUUUGAGAUUGUAAGGGCCAGUUAUUUCUCAAGGCUUUUUUAUCACUGUCAAAAUGAGGAGGAGUAUUUUGAUAACGUCGAUUCUGAUCAUCCUUAUUUCGCAGUACAAACUAGUCAAGUGUAAAAAAAUGAAUCUGGACGAAUUGAGGGAUAUGUUGCGGCCCAUGAGCAAAUCGUGCAAAAGCAAAACGGGAGUUUCCGAUGAAAUGGUCGCGGCUACUCAUCAAGGAAUUUUUCCCAGAGAAAAACCGCUCAUGUGUUACUUCAAGUGUCUCUCGGUCAUGUUGAAAGUCAUGAACAAACAAGGUGAAAUUAAGCCGAAAGAUGUCGAACGACAAAUCGACCUUUUGGUGAUUCCCGAGCUUGCGCCGACUCUUAAAAAGAUCGGAACCGACUGUUACAAUAAAGUCGCACCAACUAAUGACGCUUGUGCCUACGCUUUCGAAAUUGUAAUGUGCGGUUAUCAGACGGAUCCAAAGUAUUACUUUUUACCAUAAAAUCAAGAUGAUCAUCUACAGCAUGAACGAAAAUGACAGGGUUCGAAAUUUUAUAAGAAUAUGAUCGUAUGCUCAACAUUAUCAGCUAUACGAAGAUUUUUUAAACGCCGUUAUUAAUAUUUAUUGUUGUUUUUUCAAAUCCAUUAAUAUUUGAUUGUAAAAUAAAUGAUUGAUUCGUGUGAAGGGUUAGAUUUUAAGUUUAACAUACUUAAAAAGUCUGAAGCAACAAUGUAUAGAUAGAUCAUAAGUUUGUAUUAAUGGAAAUAAGAAAAAGCGCGUCUCUUGCAAGAGAAGCGAUGCGUUCGCGUUAGUAUAAUGUCAAUUUUUUCCUUAUUUUCAAACUCUAACUGUAACCAAAAUAUCCCCCUCGAUGUCAUGACAUUAAAUUUUUUGUAAUAUA